UUGCUGAUACCUUAUAAUAUUCCCUUCAACCUCCGUGUCCUCUCUCUCCAAACGCUCCCUCCUCUCUAGACUCUCUCUCUACCCGCCGGAAUAUUCUUUCUCCCGGCAACGUAGGGUUUUCUCCGAACGUUCUCACACUUUUCUCUACUCACUCUAUAAAUACCUAAAUUGGAGAUUUAAAGUUCCUUUAUAGGGUUUAUUAUAUUAUACCCAUAUCUGGCAGUGGUAGCUCUUAGAUUUGAGGCAACCAAAAUUCAAAAUUUUUGGUGAAAUUUGUUGAUUUUAUCUUUUGAUUGGAGAGGUGUUUGAAGGAAAAGAUCUGGUUUUUGUGUGUGAUUGGUUCGUUUUCGGAUCAACAAGAACUAGAAGAGAAGGAUGUCUUCUGCUGGGUCUCCGUCGUCUUACUGGUGCUACAGAUGCAGCCGAUUUGUUAGGGUUUUGAACCAAGACUCGGUCUUGUGUCCCGAUUGUAACGGAGGAUUCAUUGAAGAGAUCGACACUCCGAUGCGAUCUGGGCUAGCGGAGUCUCGGCGGCGACGAUUUCCCACUGCUGCGUUUAUGAUCGCAAAUGGGCGGAAUUCGGAUCAGAAUAUGAGUCCAGCGCUCCGCCGGGGCCGAAGGAACGGUGGAGAUCGGUCGCCUUUUAAUCCGGUCAUCGUUCUCCGCGGACCAUCUGAUGAAGGAGCAGGAGGAGGCGGAGGUGGCGGUGGCGGUGGCGGUGGCGGUGGUGGGUUUGAGUUGUAUUAUGAUGAUGGUGCAGGGUCUGGAUUGAGACCAUUGCCGGCGAGCAUGUCGGAGUUUUUGUUGGGGUCAGGCUUCGACAGGCUUUUGGAUCAAUUGGCCCAAAUUGAAGUUAACGGUAUUGGACGGAUCGAUCACCCUCCGGCGUCGAAGGCUGCAAUUGAGUCAAUGCCCACUGUUGAGAUUGGUGAGAACCAUAUAGCAACUGAAUCACACUGUGCUGUUUGCAAAGAGCCCUUUGAUUUAGGUACCGAAGCUCGUGAAAUGCCCUGUAAACACAUAUACCAUCCGGACUGUAUACUUCCAUGGCUUUCCCUUCGCAAUUCUUGCCCCGUUUGCCGCCAUGAAUUGCCAACAGAUGGCCAAAACGAAGUUGAGCCGAAUAGGGUCCAGAAUGAGCAGACUCCGGUGCCAAGUGAAGAAGAAACUGUUGGGUUGACGAUAUGGCGGUUACCCGGUGGCGGGUUUGCUGUUGGAAGGUUCUCCGGGGGAAGAAGAGGCGGCGAGCGUGAGCUUCCUGUUGUUUAUACGGAGAUGGAUGGCGGCUUGCACAAUAAUGGUGCUCCAAGAAGGAUUUCAUGGGCAUCGCGAGGGAGUGUUUCAAGAGAAAGUAGUGGAUUGAGGAGGGUUUUCCACAAUUUGUUUGCUUGCUUUAGGGGACAUGGUGGUUCUGCCUCUAGUUCUAGUUUGGAUUCGGAGGCAAUUAAUAGAAAUAGCUCUGUGUCGUCUGUUUUCACAACCUCCUCAAGGAGGCGGCGCAGCAGAGCUUUUCAAGUUAACAAUGGAACCCUGAGAUGAUGGUUUUUUUCAAGGAAUUCGGAAUUUGCUAAAGUGCUUAUUGCUUUGUUUUCGAGUUUACCGUCCGAUCCUUCCGUGUUGGUGGGGGAGAAAUGUCUGUGGAAAUCAUGGUUAUCAGUCUUUGUAAAUAACAAGAAGUGGGAAGGAAAUGUAAUGGUGUGUCCAUGUUUGCAUUCUGUCGAGGAUCAUUGCAAAGUGGUAUACAGAGAAGAAGUGAGCAAUUGUUUGAGCAAAAGCAGAAGAAGAUAAAGUUUAGAGAUGACUUCAAAGGAACAAGUCUAGAGUUAGAGCUGGCUUCUGAGGAGUGUAAAGGUACAUGGCCUCAUGUACCGCAGUGCCUUUGAACUUAAUAGUGCCUGAGCUCUCUUUUUUUGUUUUCGUUUUUUCUUUUUUCUAUAUAUAUAUUUUUGCCAAUUUGUACUUGGCUUAAUUUGCUCUCUCUAUAUUUGUUAUUUACUUUUCAGAAAUCUCCAAGUCCUAUUUAACUUAUAAAGCUUAAUGCAUGAGCUCUCUUGAUGUCUCUA
This is a messenger RNA of Cornus florida, 2063 nucleotides long. Its product is annotated as probable E3 ubiquitin-protein ligase RHC2A. Gene Ontology annotation, biological process: protein ubiquitination. The record is from RefSeq and is a predicted model, not a curated record. The coding region runs from base 376 to 1539 and encodes 387 amino acids. The transcript has a single exon. Gene Ontology annotation, molecular function: ubiquitin protein ligase activity. Gene Ontology annotation, cellular component: cytoplasm. NCBI's taxonomy places the organism in Eukaryota, Viridiplantae, Streptophyta, Magnoliopsida, Cornales, Cornaceae.